CGUGUGUGUGUGAGUGAGCCCAUUGUAACCCCGUGAUUGACGCAGCCAAUCAGCUGCCGCCGCGUCGCGCCGCUAACGACUCAUUACCAAAAGCUUUUCUCGUCCAGAUUAUUUGAGAUCGGCGCCGUGGAGAAGGAGAAGGCCGCCGCCAAAGCCGACAGCGGCGCAGCAGCACGGCGGCGGCGGCGGCGUCCUGGCGGCCUUGGGGAUCCCUUCGAAACGACCCCGCCGCCGUGGCCGCCACCCGCCACCCGCCGUCCGUCAGUCCGCCCCUGGGCUCGGUCUCGCGUCAGCUGUCAACUCAACUCUGUUCCACACCGCAUACAUCGCGAUUUGGUUGAUUUACCGUUUCUCGUGUUCGUGUUUUGCAAUUUUCAUUGUGUCGCUUUGCGUGGUUUACAUCACGAGGUGUGUGACAUAUUUGUGACGUUCGUGCGCGUUCGAGUGAUUUCGAAUGAAUGUGACGUGUGACGAGUGGCGUUGUGAACGUUCUCUAACCUCCACUCGACCCCGUAAGUCCGUUAUAUUUAUCUCACUUCCGAUUAAAGGGACUGCGGUGCGAUAGAGACAGAGACAGUUGCAGUUGCUCGAAACUUUAACCCUGGUUCUAACCUCCAAGAGGACGCCAAACGGAUCCAUCAUGAUCAACAAGUGCGACGGCUGUCUGCUGCAAGGUGCUGCUGUGGCUGUGCUCGGGUGCCUCGAGGAUGAAGUCAUCCGGUCGUGAACCAGCAUUCUACUCUUCAACGAACCCGCCAGCGCGAUGUCAGCCCUGAAGAGACUUGAGCACCACAAUCCCUCAGAAGAAAAACCGUUCGAUUGCACGUUGUGCAGUAAGAAGUUCUCUGAUGCCGGCGGUCUACGUCAGCACAUGCGUGCACACACUGGAGAGAAACCCCUCGAUUGCACAUUCUGCGACAAGAAGUUCGCUACAUCAUUUGAAUUGCAUUUACACCUGCGGACCCAUACAGGGGAGAAACCCUUCGACUGUAGCAUGUGCGACAAAAAGUUCUCUUGUCAGGGCAAUCUACGUGUGCACUUGCGUACACACACUGGAGAGAAACCGUUCGAGUGCACCAUGUGCCCCAAGAAGUUUCGUCUAUUUGCUCAUUUGCAGGGCCACCAGCGCACGCACACGGGAGAGAAACCAUUCGAGUGCAGCGUGUGCGGAAAGAAGUUUACUGUGAAGAUCCAGAUGACACAGCACUUCCGGCGCGACCACGAAGGAUACAAACCGAACAAGCCUUUCGACUGCACUUUCUGCGACAAGAAGUUUGCAGGAGCCGGCGCACUCAAGCGACAUCUGAACACACACACGGGUGAGAGACCCUUUGAGUGCAAAUUAUGUGACAAGAAGUUCAAGUGCUCUAGUAAUUUGAGGAGUCACGAACUCUUUCAUACAGAAGACAAACCCUUCGAGUGCACCGCUUGCAGCAAAGCGUUUCGAACGGCAGGAGAACUCCGUUCGCAUUUGGUCACUCACACCAAAGAGAGGAACUUCGAGUGCCCGUUGUGCCACAAGUGGUUCACAACGUCUGGUUCUCUGAAAAUUCACAAUCUAACCCACACGGGAGAGAAGCCAUUUGCGUGCACACUGUGUGACAAGAAGCUCAGAUCAUCGUCUUCGUUGCGUAGACAUCUACUUGCCCACACCGGAGAGCGGUCCUGUGCGUGCACCCUCUGUGACAAGAAGUUCUGCACACCAUCCGCCUUGCGCAACCACUACAUGCGAAUCCACACUGAAGAAAAACCCUUCGAGUGUGCCGUCUGCCAGAAGAACUUCUGUACUUCUGUCGAUUUGCGUUUACACCUGCGAUCCCACACGGGAGAAAAACCAUACGAGUGUACUGUAUGUGGGAAAAAGUUCUCUACGUCUAGCAGUCUACGCGCGCACUUCGUGUGUUUCCACUCAGUGGAAACAGAAUUCCAAUGUACCCUGUGUGACAAGAUUUUUAAUUCUGACGAAGCAUUGCGAGGACAUCUGUGCACUCACUCUGGAGAGAGGUCUAGGGGCGACAAUGAAGAGGGGUCCUCCAGCGCAUCGAGUAUGCACCUGCACACCGACACUAGACCAUUCAGGUGCACCCUGUGCGACAAGAAGUACGAACACCGAGCGGCGUUGUACAGCCACCUUUUCAUCCACCUACGACAGCGGCCCCGCAAGUCCUGUAAGUGCACCCUCUGUGACAAGACGUUCUCCAGAGAGGACUCGUUGCGCUGCCACAUGCGAACCCACACUGGAGAAAAACCCUUCGAGUGUACCGUCUGCCAUAAGAAGUUGACUACUUCUAACUCAUUGCGUUCUCACCUGCGGACGCACACGGGAGAGAGACCGUACGAGUGUAAUGUCUGUGGCAAAAGGUUUGCUGCUUCAUGCACACAUCGUGCACACUUGAAAAUCCAUACGGGGGAGAAGACAGAGAAGCCAUUUGGGUGUUCACUGUGCGACAAAAAGUUCCCAAACACCUAUCGGCUGCGUCUGCACUGGAUAAGUCACACGGGAUACGUUUACAAACCACACAAGUGCACCAUGUGUGACAAAACGUUCUCAACUGUUGGCAAUAUGCGUCAGCACCUGCGAACGCACACUGGGGAGAAGCCAUUUGAAUGCUCUUUGUGCCACAUGAAGUUCUCUUUAUCUCCAAACUUGAAGCGGCACAUUCUUGUGGUACACCAAGGAGAGAAAUGAUUCGAGUGUGCCAAAUGGAAAAAGAAGUACUCUUUAUCUUCAAUUCAGAAGGACCAUCAAAGGAGGCACACGGGAGACAGACGCUUUGGGUGUACUUUGUGCCAUGAAAAGUUUGUAAUGUACUGCGUAAGCACCUGCUUUGCACCCAGUCUAACUGUAGCGCCUUAAGUUUGAUACUAUUACCAUGAAAAUAAUUUACCUACUCGAAUUUAGUUGUCUUAAGCCCAUGACAGGUGCGAUCUUUCAUAUGUAAACUACAUGUAUCCUUUUGUUUCAUGCUUUCUUAUUACGGUUCAUUAUAGUGAUCUUAGUGUUCGUUGCAGAAUAAAGCUUUACAGUCACACUGAAACAUAUGUGAAUUAUUGUUAUUACAAGGGGGAAU
This is a messenger RNA of Frankliniella occidentalis (western flower thrips), 3071 nucleotides long. RefSeq names its product gastrula zinc finger protein XlCGF57.1-like. Gene Ontology annotation, molecular function: RNA polymerase II cis-regulatory region sequence-specific DNA binding; DNA-binding transcription activator activity, RNA polymerase II-specific. Gene Ontology annotation, cellular component: nucleus. The record is from RefSeq and is a predicted model, not a curated record. Gene Ontology annotation, biological process: regulation of transcription by RNA polymerase II. Lineage: Eukaryota; Metazoa; Arthropoda; Insecta; Thysanoptera; Thripidae. Bases 764 to 2689 code for a protein of 641 amino acids. The transcript is spliced from 2 exons.